AUGGCGCCGUCGCACAGCGAGGGGCAAGACAGGCUGAGCGCUCUCCCCGACAAUGUGCUGCAGCGCGUCCUCUACCACCUCCGGUCCGACGAGGCCGUGCGCACGGGCGCGCUCUCCCGGCGAUGGCGCGACGUCCACGAGGCCGUCCCCGUUGUCGACCUCGUCGACACCAAGACGGGCGACCGGAACUACGGGAGACUCAAGCUCGACCAGUGGAUCGCCUCCGCCGUCACCUCCGGCGUGGAGGACCUCGACGUCAAGCUCAGAUACAAGGGUAGUAACUGGGGACCCCCCACGCAGCCGCUCUGCCCAUUACGCGAAUAUGAGCGAAGCGACAGUAAGAUGUACGCCAAGACUCAGCGGCUGAUCUUCCGCUGCCGCACGCUCCGCCGCCUGCGCCUGACGAGCUGGACGCUGGACCUGCCGGGGAGCGUGGACAUGGCGUCGCUGGACACGCUCUGCCUCGGGAGGAUCGUCGACGGAGGCGGGAUGCUGCAGCGGCUGCUCUCGAGCUGCCCGCGCCUUGCCAGCCUGACGCUGGAGGAGUGCCAGAGCAUCAAGGAGAUCACGGUGGCCAGCCCCUACCUGCGCAGCUUCGCCAUGAUCUGCUGCCACAAUGCCACGGGCGUCGAGCUGCACACCACCUGCCUGAACUCGCUGCACUACAGAGGCGGCCUCCCUCCUCGCGGGCCGUCCUUUAUCACGGUCCCAAACUUCUUGGCAGUCGCGGCGCUGAGGAUUGGAAUCUGCGAAGACCUCUCCAGCAAAGGACCGUCGGAAGUCGCUCCAGUGACGACGCUCAUCAGCAGGUGCAGACGCCUGAGAUAUCUUGAACUUUCCUUGCACCCAUCAAUGGCCUACUACAGCAGCCUGCUCACAAGCGUCUUGCGUGGACUAGACAACCUCACAGAGCUGAGCCUCCAGGGCAGAUUACCCACUGAUCAUGCUGUCCGGUCUGUCGCCGCCUUGCUUCUCAACGCCAAGAACCUGCAAGUGCUGUCGCUGUUCCUUCUGGGUCCAUAUGAUCGGAUGGCAUACGAUUUGUCUGAUGCUGAAUCAGAGACUGAUCUGUCGGACACCAAUUCAGAUGGCGAAUAUGGUACCUAUCCAGAUGGCGAAAUAGAUGCCGUUCCAGAUGGCAAAACAGAUGCCGAUAUGGAUGACGAAACAUAUACCGAUCAAGAUGCUGAUCCAGAUGCUGAAACAGAGACCGAGUCAGGUGGCGAAUCAGAGAUCGAGCCAGAUAACGAGGCAGAUGGUGAACCAGAGACUGAGCCAGAUGGCGAACGAGAUAUGGAGCCCAAGGACAAUGCCAUCAACAAUGGCGUCAAGGAUAGUACCGGGAUACCCCCCAGUCUGUGGCAUAUGGACGUCAGGUGCUUGGAUCGCAGUCUGAGAAGAAUCAAUAUUGCCAACUACAGAGGACUGCCUCUCGAAAAGAUGCUUGCGAAGUUUCUGCUUUCCAAGGCUGCAGUGUUGGAGGAAUUCUCAGUUACGUUAGCAGCUUGGCUUGAACCACGGGAGGAUAAUAAACUAGCAAAGGAGCUAACAUCCUGGCUAUGUGUAGGCCGUACCAGAGUAACUUGUAUCUAUUCAAAGAAAAAAAAAAGGAGUAACUUUUAA
Triticum dicoccoides is the source of this 1623-nucleotide messenger RNA. RefSeq names its product F-box/LRR-repeat protein At2g42730-like. The transcript has 2 exons. NCBI's taxonomy places the organism in Eukaryota, Viridiplantae, Streptophyta, Magnoliopsida, Poales, Poaceae. Gene Ontology annotation, molecular function: protein binding. The record is from RefSeq and is a predicted model, not a curated record. Bases 1 to 1623 code for a protein of 540 amino acids.